This is a messenger RNA of Puccinia graminis f. sp. tritici CRL 75-36-700-3, 1860 nucleotides long. RefSeq lists its product as uncharacterized. The record is from RefSeq and is a predicted model, not a curated record. The coding region runs from base 1 to 1860 and encodes 619 amino acids. Lineage: Eukaryota; Fungi; Basidiomycota; Pucciniomycetes; Pucciniales; Pucciniaceae. The transcript is spliced from 4 exons.
AUGGCAUCCCAGAUCACGUUUGGCAGUUUACCGAGUUGGCCUUUGGGGCCUCAAGACAACUCCGAGUCCAACCCAGAUGCAACCGGCGCAUCAGUGGCUUCAACUGCCACCAACCGCACCAGUGCUUCUUUUGGGACCACCGAGAUUUUCCCGCAGGGACCAGGAACCGCAACUCCGGCUGGUCAAACUGCUAGUUUGUUCAGACGGGUGCUAACUACCCCCUCGACUCAAAGCUCAUUGGCCCCAUCUAACACAGGUGACCCUUCAAUUCCACCCCCGCUUGAGCUCCCUGAUCUCCCCAACCCUACCGGUGUUGCUAAAACCAAGCGCGCUCGGAAAAAACGCUCCACUCAAGCUUCGAAAGGACCGGCAGCGGCUGCACAACCUGCAACCUUGGUUACUGUUCAAAAUCAGCGCUCGCCUACGCCUGAAGUCGACCUCACUAGGUUCCAAGGGCGUCACAAGCGGUCCAAGCUGUCCGCCGAAACCAUGGAGCAAGUCAACCAACAGUCACUUGAUCAGCUCCGCCGCACCGUUGCAAAAGACCCCGAGUACCUACGUCUUACGGUAGCCGACAAACUUCAGCUUGAUGCAGCUUACCGUGCAUAUCAGUCUGCUGUCCAUCGGAUUGCGAUUGAGAAUAAACUUCACAUCAAGCCGGUGUUGGAUUACCUCGGCAAUGAAGCUCGCAUCCGAGGACCCUCGUGCUACAACAACUUUUGUAAAUAUGACCCUGUUGCUGGUGCAAUAAAUCGCGAUAAAACCAUAUCAUCAAAGGAGCGAGCCUCCCAGUGUGGUGCUCUCUGGAGACAGCUCACUCGAGAGGAGCAAGCCCAGUGGAAAGAUCAAGAAUAUCUUGACUCGUUUCCUGCUCACAAUGAUGUGGAAUCGACCGCACCAGAUGUGAACAAUCCGACCGAGUCAGCUACUUUGGCACCUGUGCCCAGGACUUUACCUCGUGAUCGUUUCAGUCUUAAACGUUGGGCUCACAAAGUUCAAAGAGAGCUCCGAAAUCUUAGUACUGCUCAUCAGGUUGAGGGGUAUUUGGUCCUUGCGUCACGUGACCCCGUUAGACCUGUUCUCCUGACUCGCGGCAGCCACAUGGCCGAGGAAUUCCUCGAUAUUCUAGCCUCUGAUACAAACCAGUGCAACUCGUUCUUCAACUUUGUUAGAAGCAAAAAGGCCAAUGCAGCCGAGGUUCGUAAACUGCUUAGGGAGGAACUGAGCAAAGCUACACAUGGGGCUUGGCAGAAUGGAUGGCCGGGUACCAAAACUGCUGCAACCUUGCGCAAACUCGGCGUCACCCUCUCAGUUCAAGAGAACGAUCAACACAUCACUGCAGCCGACUUUUGCAAGCGACCCUCAGAUAUGUUUAUCGGCCAGACCCAGCGGAUUCUCUUGGCUUUUUCGAAGGGAUGGGUGAAGAUCACAGGCCCUCCUGAAUCAAACAACCCCUCAAUUGGCCGUGAUCCCACCUUGGAGGAUGAUACCGACAGCGGAUCGGAACCCGAAGCCACCUCAACUCGCUCAAAGCGCUGCCCCCCAAGGAAAACAACUCUGGCCACCAAGGCUGUCUAUCGUCGGGUUGGCAUCAUCCGUAAGCCCCGAUCUGCCCGCAAGAGGCCCAAUGCCUCAGUGAGCAGUUCUUCUGAGGAAGAUGACACCCCUGACCGUCAGAAACGCGCUUUUUCCAACGAGUCGUCAACUAAUGACCACUUCGAUGAAGAAGAUUCGUCCAACAAGUCGGAUCGUCCUCCUCGGAGACAAAUCCGCAUUCAGUCUAGCAGGGAGUCGUCUGCAGGAGCCGAUCCCAACACCCCUCCUUCACCUGUUGAGUCAGCUAUUGCUGCCCUUGUCUGA